Molecule: messenger RNA, 1452 nt
Organism: Dromiciops gliroides (monito del monte)
Lineage: Eukaryota; Metazoa; Chordata; Mammalia; Microbiotheria; Microbiotheriidae
Exons: 8
Coding region: 146-1072 (308 amino acids)
Source: RefSeq, a predicted model, not a curated record
GUUGAAGGGGGGGCAGUGACAAAAGUUCUGCCUGGGAGGUGCAGCUCUUAGUGAGUCUGAGUAACCGGGGAAGAAGCAGCUGAACCAAAGCUGGAGGGUGUUUAACAUCGUCCUAUAGGAGGAGAAAAGGAAAUACUUCUCCAAAAUGUCUACACACAACAAGGCCAAAGUUUUCUUCAUUUCUUUGAGUAUGGCCACUUUUGUGGUUAUGGUGGUGAUGAAUGGUGCAGCAGGUUCUGGAGCCUUCAAAGGUAUAUUCCAGAGAACCGUUGGAAACAUCUCCAACAAGUACAAUACUGACUUGACCCCAGCUGGCUGGACCUUCCUCAUUUGGAAUGUCAUCUAUUUGUGGCAGUUAGCUUGGCUUGGCUACGCUCUCUCUGGAAUCUGCAGAAGAAAUGAACUUGGAUGGUUCUACAUGAAACCAAAUGUCUUGCCAACUCCGUUUUACUUGGUGUGGAUCCUGAAUAACGCCUUGAAUGUUGGGUGGCUGUUUCUGUGGGACAAAGAAUUCCUCAGCCCUGCUCUGCUUGUCCUCACAGGGCUCACCAGUUCCAAUUGCGUGAUUCUCUUCUUGGCUUGUCAAGGACUCCAUUCCCAUAGAACGUGGCUUCAGAAUCACCGCAGGACGGACCUGUGGCUCCUCCGCAUUCUGGUGCAGAAUGGGAUUGCACUUUAUGCUACAUGGACCACAGUGGCAACACUAUUGAACUUUGCAGUUGUGUUGAUAUACACUGUGGGAAUGGCCGACCAAACUUCCACUACUGUUGUGUUGUCUGUUCUUCUUGUGCUGCUGGUGCUCUGGUUUUACCUGGAAAACUUCCUUCUGGAUAAAUACGUACAUUACAUCCUCACUGUGUACCCGGUAGUCAUGGUUGCAUUGUUUGGAAAUAUUGCUCAGCACUAUAAUACAUCUGCUCCAAGCACAAACAACAUCUUUGCAGUUGUCCUGAUGGUUGCGGCAAGUGUGAUGUUUUUGGUUCGUCUUGGCCUAGUUACCUGCAGGCAUCGCUACACGUCGCUACCCACUUCCCGGGCCAGUAAGGAUAGGAAAGAACCUCAAAGAUGCUGAAGAUGAUCUCAGGAAAAGGGGCUGCAGGUCUCAGGAGGCGGAGUCAGAACACUUUGCUGUGAAGUCAUUCUGAUUAUGGGCAAGAGACUGAGGAUCAGGGCUUUGCUUAAAGCCCUGCAGCAAGUGAAUAUGCAUGAAUGAAAUUUAUUCAGUAUUUACUAAGUGCUAACUAUUACAGGGAGCAUUGGGGGUACUGAGACCUUGUCCUUGUCUUCAAAGGGCUUUUUAGGGGAAACCAAAGCAUACUAAAGACUAGUAGCUAGGGAAGAAUGUUUUAGUCUGGGAAGUCACAGGAUACUUUUUUUAAGGGCAAUGAGGGUUAAGUGACUUGCCCAGGGUCACACAGCUAGUAAGUGUCAAGUGUCUGAGGCCAGAUUUGA